AUGAAGAAAUUUGCGGACCGCGGGAGACGGGACGUACAGUUCGCUGUUGGGGAUCUCGUGUUGCUAAAGUUGAGCCCAAAGGUUUGGAAAAGGAUCUCGGCAAAGACAGUCCAUCGUGGACUGAUUCCAAAGUAUGAAGGACCAUUUGAAAUUGUUAGUAAAGUUGGGAACGUAGCCUAUAAACUCAAGCUGCCUGAUCGGUUAAAGGUGCAUCCCACUUUUCAUGUAUCCUAUUUGAAGAAGUAUCAUCCUGAUUUGAUUGAGGCAAGUCGCAAUGUCUCUACUCGAGCACCGCCUACUGUGCGGGACCAUUUCACGAAAGAGAUGGAGAAAAUUCUGGAUCAUAG
This is a messenger RNA of Striga hermonthica, 347 nucleotides long. Lineage: Eukaryota; Viridiplantae; Streptophyta; Magnoliopsida; Lamiales; Orobanchaceae. The record is from the annotation of a GenBank genome assembly.